CCUGCGCUCAGCUUUUCACUGCGAGGUAACCUGCAUGAACACGCAGUGAAAGGCUGACUCUGCAGCACCAGUGAGGCAUUUCCUCUCCUCUCUACACCCUUUCCUUUCUCCAUAUUUCCAUUGUUUUUACUCAACCUUUGGCACAGCGGUGCAGGGAUAAUGUGGAGCUAAACCCGCUCAGUGAUUUUUACUCCAGAAGUUCAUCUGGAAACUUUGGCUUGGUCUCUUCUUCCUGACAUCCACAUUACCCCAGUUGUUCUUUUUCUUUUCCGUAAUCAUAUAAAAAAAAUAUCUACUAAUAGAUUUUAUAAAAUGCCUGCGUUUGCAUUUAUGGGUGAGGAAGAGAGAAACAGAGAGGAAAGGAAAGUGAAUUAUGAAGAAAAGAGGAAGAAUAAACGUUGAUGUAGUUUAUUCUUGAGGAGAUUUGAUCAGAUCAUGAUGUUUCCAGUCAGGUGAGUUGAAAUAUUUCUUCUUAGCGCUAUUAAAGACUACAAUAGAAGUACAAGGUACAGAAUUACUGAGUUUUGUGUUUUUUUAAUGAACUUUCGAUAGUUAGCUUAUGCUAAAAUAGUGUAACUGGACUUUCUUUGGAUUGUACUCAAGCAAGAUCACAAAAGAAAAACAUUUACGGGUUUUCGCUCACACAACAUUUCUAGUUCCUCAAUUUGGUAGGAUCUUUUGAGCAUGUGUUAUCUUGAAUGGGGCUUCAAAACACACAAAUAAACACAGUAAGUUUAAAUUAUUUAAUGUAAACAAGAAAUAUAUCUUUUUCAUUAAACGUGCGUAUUUUUGCACAUAAGUCUGAGUGAACUGUCAUUCUUUUAAAGGUUCAAAGGUUCAAAGGUUUCUUUAUUUAUACCUUGCGGUAAAUUUUGUUUGCAGGCAGGAACCCAGCCGUCCAGAUAAGACACACAUAAAAACAACAAUACAACAGUCAAGUACAAGAAAAAAUGCCAAUCGUUAAGAGCCAUAAAAUCACAUAAAAUCUUUUACAGCAUUACAGCAAAGCUAAAGCUCAAGCUCGCUCGCUAUCAGUCACAUCAAUUGGUAUCGAUUCGGUGGAAAAUGAAACUGCUUUCUAGGUUCAUUUGAUUCACAUGGGGACACGCUGUCAAUAUAGGAAAAGUGUGACGCAUAACGAACAGGAGAUAGACUUUACUGUUUCUUGUUUUAAGAUUAAAUCUUGUUGUGUCACACUUUCUAUCAGUGCACUUAUGAAGCUUCUUGUCCGAUCAGAUAUCCCCAUCAGCACUCGCCACUGGUCAAUAAUGAUGUCUUUCCCUCUGAAUUUACUUUUGUUCCAUGUUAGUCUCCUGCUCCUUCUGCUCACAUACUCUGCCCACGCCACACUGCUGGGAUGGGUGGAGUCUCCAGGGUAUCCCACUCGAUACCUGCCUCAUGCCAGUAUGAACUGGACCAGGUGUGCCCCAAAAGGUCACUCCAUCUCCAUCAGGCUGAUCCACCUGGACCUGGAGGACAGCCAGGACUGUGAGAACGAUGCCGUGAAGGUCAGAGGUCAAAAUCAAUGUCACACGAUUCACCUAACUCUGGAACUUUUUCUUUAAUUUGUUGUUUUGUCUUUUCCAGGUCUAUUCAAAUGGAAGUCUCAUUUCUGUUCUGUGCGGCAAAAUGGAUUUUGAGGAUCUUCAGGCGUCCGUAAAUCCCUCACUCGUCUCCUCUUCGGGUGGUUGUCUCUCUCUUUCUUUCCACUCAGAUUACUCUAACACAAAGAGGCAUGCUGGAUUCAGAGGCUUCUAUUCUGAUCAAGGUGAGACGAAGUAGAAACAAAAGAGGGAAAUACUGGGGUUAACGAUUCUUACCAAAGUCUAUUGUGAUCAUGUGUUUUUUUAAUAUGACUCAUUUCCCAAGAAGGGCUCAGUCUUUUCUCGCAUGUAUUCCCAAGUUUCGAAAUCUUUUGAGCCACACUGAUAAGUACUUUAUAUUUUAGAUCAGUGGUUCUCAACUGGUUGGUCCCGACCCAAAAGUGGGUCGUGGACACAUUCUGGAUGGGUCACGAUAUAUUGAUAUAUUCUGUAUAAGCAACUUCAGUAGUUGUCGUUCUCAUGUUGUCCCCUUCUUGUGCUCUGAAAUGCACUUUACUCAAUAAAACGAGUGGAUUUAUGUUAAAGAUUAGAGUCUUUAAAGGUUUUUUUUGCUUGGUUUGAAUUCCAUAAAAGUGGGUCGUGACUUAAGAACCAUGGGAAACUGUGGGUCCCAGAAUGAGACCAGUUGAGAACUUCUGUUUUAUAUAACAGGCCACAUUUAGCUCAAGCUGUUUUUAACCCCCUACAUUAAAACAGUGUCUACUAUGAUACUGAUAUUGAAACCAAGCCUGAUAAAUUAAGAAUGCAGAGGCUUUUGAAAGUUUUUAGCACAUUUUUUAGUUUCAAAGUGCUAACUAGGCUUUAGUAACUAAAUCCUCAUUAUAACUGAUACUGUAAAGCAGAUGAUGUAGCCUCUCAAAGCAGGAGUGGGCCCAGUCACUGGUGACUUAUCGAAUGGGCUACAGUGGGCUACACGAUGCCUGAAAUUCAAUUUAUUAUCAGUAGGCAGUAGGUUGCUGAUAAGACAUUGUCCAGUUGAGUUUUGGUAAGCCACUAACCGAACACUUCCGAUAACUUAUUCCUCAUUUUCUAUUGUAACCAAACUGUGCUGCAAUAUGAUUUGUUAUUGGCCACCUUAUUUACAUACAGGUCAAGGAGGCGCUACAGCAUUGUAGCAGUACCAGAGAUAGGGCUGAGGUUUGAGGUGAGCAGCUGUGCUAUAGUGACCGACAGCUAUAAAAGAAUACUGUGGGCUCCAGCUUUUUGUCAACCUAAAAAGUAGACUUAAGUGGUCAAUCUGUUGCCUACGUCAAAGAAAUACAUUUUUAAAAAUGUGAAAAAAUAACAAAAGUAUUUUACCACUUACCUGCCAUAGUUUGUUAAUUUUACUACUUCUUGCUUUUAUUUCUCAACUGUCAUUUAUUACUUUAAAUUCUAACCUGUCUUAUCUUUUUUGCCUUAAGUUCUUUUUAAACACUUUAAAUAUUUUUGUACCUCUUGUGUAUUUUAAUUUCCCUCUCCUUGUUUAUCUUCUUUAAUUUGCUUUUAUCAUCUUGGCCAUUUUUGUUUCUGCUCUCCCAUGCUUUCGAUUUUUGGUCAUUGGUCCUCAAACUCUCAGAUAAUGUGCUGCUGGGACCUCUUAUUUCUUUAGGUGUUUGGCUCUCAUGCUCCUGUGUUUCAUGCUGUGCUGAUAGGUCAUUUGCUAAUGGGUUAUGAUACAAAUAUAUAUUUUUGGUUCCUGUGCUUUUGCCUGUAUGUCAAAUUACUUUGUAUACCCUUGUUUUUAAAGGCACUAUACAAAUAAAAUUAUUAUUAGUAUGAUUAUUGAUAAACCAACACACUUAGUGAAGGUGAAAAAAGGCAACUUUAAAUUAGAGAACCAUAAAAAAGCAGGAAAUAUGAAAUAAACCAAAGAGUUAGAUUUAACGUUUUAAUAUCAGAGCUUCAACUGGUAACAGUAUAUUUUGAACAACUACACAAUAAAACAGAAUUACUGGUAACUAUGAUAUAAUCUCCCAAAUAUCUCCUACUUGUUGAAUUCAUUAACCUGGUUUUAAUGGUGCCAACCUCAUUCUGCAACAUGUUUAUUUAUAUCUGACCUCCUUUCAGACUUCAAUGAAUGUGAUGACCCGGACAACAGCUGUACGCAGUUCUGCCACAACUUCAUCGGAGGGUACUACUGCUCCUGUCGUCAUGGUUAUCACUUAGCCGCAGACAAGCACACCUGCACAGGUAAGAACCUCAUUCAUUUGAGAACAGCAAAAGCACAGAGAGCUGAUUUCACUCUCCAGUUUUAGAAGUAGAAAAAUCAAGGAAGAUCGCACAGAACUGAAACAUGAAGUGAAAAUGGGAAAAUAGAGGAAGUUUGAAAUGUGAGGGCGGGGAAAAGGAAGAGAAGAGAAUAAAAUAAGAAGAGCACAGGUUGUGAAAUAUGCAUGACUAUUUAGUUGAUAUUAAUCACGGUGAAACACUCAUAUCUCCCACUCAGUGAGCUGCUCUAAAGAUCUGUCUGGCCAGAGAAGGGGAGAGGUAUCCAGCCCUUCUUGGCCUGCUCCAUACGCCGAGAACUCACACUGUGUAUACACCCUGUCUGUGGAGGAACAUCUGCAGAUCGAGCUGCUCUUCUCUGAAGAUUUUGAUGUGGAGCAAAGCCCCGACGGCAGUCAAUGCAUAGACACAGUGAGGGUAGGUGUGAAUAGAAUAUGUGAAAACCACACGGAGGUCUGUCUCUGUGACUAAACUUUGUUUAGUGACGAGAGAAACAAAGAGGAAGUUCAGACGUCAGUGUUGAAACUCUGGAUUUCACAAGUGCACAUUCAGUUUUGGUUAUUUAAGAGAAUAGUACCAAUUUAGAAAAAUACCAAGGUAGGUUCACGCAUGUUAUGUAAGACCAAAAGAAAUAGAUGCUAUAAUACCAGUGAGAACAACCCUUUACAAAGUGAACUUAUUCAAUGACAGUUGUGGAACAAAUAAAUCCCGUCACUAAAAGUGUUUCUCUUUAAAUUGUCUGUAUUUAGUAGAAACACCUCUGACAGCAUGCAGACUUUUGAGUCUGUUUAGAGAGGUUUGUAUCAACUUUGCAUAUCUGGACUUUACAGUCUAGACUCUGUUGUCUUAAAGCUGUUCCUUUUAAACUUCCCCUUUUUUUUUUUCUUUACUGCUCACCUCAGAUUUCUCUCUUCCUAGCAGGAAGAGAAACAACAGUUUUUGUCGUCUAUGCUGCUUCAGUCUCAGUUCAAGAAGCCCCAAAACAACUUAAGAGCUGUUGCUGGUCUUUUUACACCCUCCUAUGACUCAUCAUCCGUUUUAAGGACCCGCCACCAGGGGCAGAUGUUCGACUGUGCCUUCCCCUCUUACCGCUUCACUUCACUGUUACUCUGUGGAGUUUCCAGAGACUAACUUUGAUGUGCAGUUUUCAAUCAGCUCUGCUUUGAGUUGCCUGGAGUGCUUCUUUGUCUCUCAUGAAACUUACAUCCUUGUUCUGUUUUCAGGUUGAGACCUCCUCUGAGACCCUGGGAUCUUUUUGUGGUGAAACUCCUCCCCCAUCUCCCUUCUUAACUCACUCACAUCAAGUCCAAAUCCACUUCACUUCUGAUGGCUUUGGCACCAACAAAGGCUUCUCUCUCAAAUUUAAAACCAGAGGUACUGCAGCUGCUUCAUCUGUGCCACAAAUAAGGAUAAAAAUUAUCAGUUAAGGUUGAUUAAAAUAUUAAAACUAAUAUCUUUUGUGCUUUUCAUGCAACAAAUACAGCCAAGGUUUGCCUAGCAGAGGUAACACCUCACUCCACUGCGACCCCUCAACAACCAGUGUAUCCUCAGGGUCAAACGGUGACAGUUACUUGUGAGGUUGGCUAUGUUGUGGACACUGUGAGUGAGCGGCAAACUAAUACAUUAAAGAGUCCUGUUUUCAGUAUGUUCAAGCCACAUUUAAGCUCAUUGUGUUCUUCAUUUUUUACGCAGCAAGGAACCACAGCCGUGACAAGAGAGUAUGAGACAACAUGUCGUAGUACAGGCCAAUGGACUCCCAAAUACCCCUGUGAACGUAAGUCUGGCUACAAGAAGUUAAUGUUUUUGAAGAUUCUUGAUUUUUCUCUCUUAAUAUUUCGUUUGUUCAACUUAUUAUUUGACUAUGAUUUUUGUCACAUGUAGCUGUGGAUUGUGGUCCCCCUGGUAUCCCGGAAGAUGGCAUCCUUACGUUUGUAGGCUCAGAGACUCAGUACAACAACCAGAUCAAGUUUAACUGCAGCUCAAAGUAUUACAAACUCGAAGGAGACGGUAUGUAAUUAGAAGAGGCCUUAUUUAACUUUUGGAAUAUCUGGUUUUAUUGUAUUCUAAUUUUACGUCAGUUUUCUCUUCUAUCUUUCAGACACAUACACUUGUAAUGCGAAUGGUGUAUGGGAAUCAAGCAGGGGCAAAACAGAGAUUCCAAAAUGUGUUGCAGGUGCAGCUUUUAAUCUUUAUGUUUUCUACCCUUUUUGAGAGAUUUCUGCUUCAUAAGAAUUGCUUGUGACUUGAGCUUUUUUCGUGUUUUUUAGUGUGCGGGAUGCCUGACAGACAUACUGCAAGUGCGGGUCGGAUCUUGGGAGGUCAGGAUGCAAACGUGGGAGAAAUACCCUGGCAUCUUUUGAUAACAGAACCCGCACGGGGCGGAGCGUCACUGAUUAAUGACCGCUGGGCUGUGACUGCAGCUCAUGUUGUAGAGGGCGUGCAGGUGAUGUCUUUGAAGAUGUACGGUGGAGUGGUUAGUGGAGCGGCACUGACCUCUAAUAGAGCUCAAAUAAACGCCGAUAGGAUCAUAAUCCAUCCCAGCUUCAUCACAGGCGUUCAAGAUCGUACUAAUUUUGACAACGAUAUUGCCCUCAUCAGGUUAGCUUCAAGGGUGAAUUUAAGCCCAAAUCUUCUCCCUGUAUGUCUUCCAGGGACACAUAGAGGUUUGUUGGCGCAAGAGCAAGGCACAGUGUCAGGCUGGGGGGUCACAGAUGCCCCUCGUGGUUACCGUGUAUCCGACACAUUAAAAUAUGCUGACAUCGGGGCCUACGCUACUGCAGAAUGUCAGAAUACACCCACCGCAAAAAACAACAAACGCACCGUUUUCACCAAUAACAUGUUUUGUGCUGGAGCGCAAGGGAAGGACAGCUGCCUCAAAGACAGCGGGGGUCCAUUUGUUGUGCCUGUGCUGAGUGCAGGGGGGCCACAUUACCUGGCUGGUAUUGUGUCCUGGGGACCCCCCUGUCGUCAGAGACAGUACAAAGGUUACUACACCAAGGUGGAGAAUUAUGUAGACUGGAUUAGGGAGACUAUGGAUGCCAAUGAAACAUCUUAGACUGAGGUGGAAAAUAGUGAGCUAUACCAAAACGAUUGAUUGCACAUCUCAGAUAAAAGAUUGUAAUCUUGUAAUCAAACACAUUUAAAUUCAUGGUAUCGUGCUCUGAUCAUAAAAUAGAUAUAUACUUUUCUUUAUAUAUUAUAUCAGUUUUCAGAUCAACCGCAGUUAUUGCUUGUUUUAACCAACUCUCUAGUAUUGGCUCUUAACCACAGUUUAUUUACAAGAUCACAUUUUCUUUUCAGGCCUCAAAAAUGGGCGUAUUAUUUUAUCGGUAAAUCAAACAUUUGAUUUCAGUCUUCAUAUUUACAAUAGCGUGCACCUGCGACAUCAUAUACAGAUAUUUUUGCAUGAGAAGCAUGAAAGCAAUGAACAUUCUGUCUCCUAAAAGGCAAGAGAAUUUAUGGGUCUUGAAAAUUACCUAUACUAAGGGCAGGAAAAUAAGGUAGACAUCAGUAUUACUAUAUAAAAAUGCCAAAAUUUAGAAUUAUCCAAAAGAUUUCAGUGCCGUGUGUUUUACUGACCAUGCCGUAGUGUGUUGAACUGGAUUUGUUUUAACACACAGAAAUUGAGGGGUUAUCAAUAACGUCUGAAACUCCCGAGUUUACAGGUGGAUGCUGGGAUGGUGGGGCUUGAAUGCAGCAGCAAAGGGGCUUGAAGUCUCACUUGCUUGAUACUGUAUGUCUGACAUGUGGUUAUGAGAAGUUAAGUGUGAAAUCAGCGCAGCUCGAAUUCAAAGAUAACAUAUUAGAGUUCAAACCUACAAUUGUUGUUAAUAAUUGACUUAGAACAGUCUUGUUUAGAUCUACAGCCUUGAAGAGCCACGAACCACAUGUUAACCACAGAGCAGCAAUCAUCACCACUUCCCAGUCAUUUAGGGUGUCAGCAUUCAGCACCAAUGUUGAGGAAGAGAAUAUUAUCAGCAGUGAUGUGAUUUUCUCUUACGCAAUCUUUUUUCUGUCUCCUUCGUUCACUUUGAUACUAAACAGUUUUGAUCGUUCUCAGUUUAACAAAUAAAUGCUGAUUGAAUCCUUCAAA
Xyrichtys novacula (pearly razorfish) is the source of this 7905-nucleotide messenger RNA. NCBI's taxonomy places the organism in Eukaryota, Metazoa, Chordata, Actinopteri, Labriformes, Labridae. The record is from the annotation of a GenBank genome assembly.